AUGGAGAGGUAUGUCGCCUCUGCUAGGGUUUCCGACUCUUCGCAGUCUCCGCCACCGUCCGCGACCAUCCCCUUCUCCCGCGACCCCGACUUCGUCAACCGCGGAGACAUUCUCGACCAGAUCGACCAGCGAUGUUCGGAGCCGGCUGCUCGGGUUGCACUCGUAGGCCUGGGCGGUGUCGGCAAGUCGCAGCUAGCCAUCGAGUUCGCCCACCGGACCGCCGCGCGGCACCCAGACACGUGGGUGUUCUGGGUCCAUGCCGGCACGCAGGCGCGGGUCGAUGAGGGCUUCCGGGCGAUUGCCGACGCCGCCGAGCUGCCCGGCCGGAACGACUCCAAGGCCAACAUCCCACAGCUUGUCUACGGCUGGCUGGGCAACGAACGGAACGGCAAGUGGGUUAUGGUCCUUGACAGUGCUGACGACCGCGACGUGUUCUUCGACGCUGGCAGUAACCCUGAACGACCUGACUAUCUUCCGCAGAGCCCAAACGGGUCUCUUCUCGUCACAACACGUGAUAAGGAUCUAGCUUCUAAGCUAAAUACAAUCGAGAUCGGGCCAAUGGCGCAGAGUGAUGCUCUGUUGCUCCUGGAGAAGAAGCUGGGAUCGCUCUCGGAUACUGAUAUGGCGGUGGAUCUCGUGCGGGCGCUCGACCUUGUGCCGCUUGCCAUCAGCCAGGCGGCGGCCUACAUUCAGAGAAUGUCGCCACGGAGCUCGCCCAAGAAGUACCUAGACGAGUUCCGAGAGAGCGAGCGGAAUCGGAGAAAGCUUCUGCAAUAUGAUGGUGGGGACCUGCGGCGGGACGGAGGGGCGUCUAACGCGAUACUUACGACGUGGCAGAUAUCCUUUGACCACAUCCGGUCCAAGCGGCCCUCUGCGGCGAAUCUGCUGUCGCUUAUGAGCUUCUUUGACCGACAAGGCAUCCCUGGAUGGGUGCUAAACCCUUCCAGAAUUGCCCAGGACGGAAUGCAGGCAAUAGGUCUAGACGACGCCGCAGACGUGGAGUCGGACGAUAGCAGCCAGAGCACGGACAGUGACUCAGACGAUGCUAGCUUCGAAGAUGAUGCGGCGAUGCUAAGGGACUACUGUCUCAUCACCGCGGACGAGACAGAGGACAAAUUUGAGAUGCACGGGCUCGUGCAGCUGUCGACUAGGAGGUGGCUAGAAAUGUUUGGGCAGGAGGAGACGUUCAGGCAGCAGUACAUCGAGCGGAUGGCAGCUUCAUUCCCAACGGGCCAGUUCGAGAACUGGGCCAUGUGUCGGACCCUCUUUGCGCACGCCCGAGUGGCCUCGGAUUAUCGACCUAGCGAAAAUACGGUCGAGUCAUGGGCGAUUCUUUUACACAACGGAGGAUGGUACGCGUGGUCACAAGGGAGAUAUGAAGAUGCACAGCAGAUGCUGGGCAAGGCGAGGAAGAGGAGGUUGGGAAAGGACGAUGUGGCGACUCUCUCGAGCACCUCAUUGCUUGCAUUAGUAUUUCGAGAUAGAGGACUAUGGAAGGAGGCCGAGAAGCUGUUUGUGCAGACGAGCAAGGCGAAGCUCGGGGCCGAUCAUCCCGACACGCUGACGAGCAUGGCCAACCUGGCGUCGACGUUUUGGAACCAGGGCCGGUGGGACGAAGCCGAGAAGCUGUUUGUGCAGAUGAGCAAGGCGAAGCUCGGGGCCGAUCAUCCCGACACGCUGAAGAGCAUGGGCAACCUUGCUUUCACUCAAGGUCGACAUGAAGAUGCCCUAGCGUUGAUGCAAGACUGUGUUGAGACUCGGCAGCGAGUCCUUGGGCCUGAGCAUCCUGAUACGCUGUCGUCCUUGGCUACUGUGUCGGAAUGGUAUCACGGGGCAAGGCGAAGGGUAGGGGAUAGAUUGGAUAUGCGUAGUUGGCUGAGCCAUGCUCAGAGCCAGACCCACACUAGACCCACUGGCAGCACAAGGCUCGACCGCCCAUGGCGGGAGUCGUGCAUAUGGGAUGGUAGACUUGAACGUGCACGUGAUCUGGCCGAGAAGCUAGAGGUGCAGGUGAUGGAGACUCGCAAGGCGAAGCUCGGGGCCGAUCAUCCCGACGCGCUAACGAGCAUGGCCAACCUUGCUUUCACGUGGAAUAGUCAAGGUCGACAUGAAGAUGCCCUAGCGUUGAUGCAAGACUGUGUUGAGGCUCGGCAGCGAGUCCUUGGGCCUGAGCAUCCUGACACGUUGUCGUGCUUGGCUACUGUGUCGGAAUGGAGUAGCUAG
Neurospora tetraspora is the source of this 2223-nucleotide messenger RNA. RefSeq names its product P-loop containing nucleoside triphosphate hydrolase protein. The record is from RefSeq and is a predicted model, not a curated record. Gene Ontology annotation, molecular function: protein binding. Bases 1 to 2223 code for a protein of 740 amino acids. NCBI's taxonomy places the organism in Eukaryota, Fungi, Ascomycota, Sordariomycetes, Sordariales, Sordariaceae. The transcript is spliced from 9 exons.